AUGACUACGAGGAGCAAUACCGACCCUGACGAGCUGCUCCCGCUAACGGACCCUGAGGCUAUCAUCCGAUCUGGUAACGCCGAACAACGCCGACUCAAACAUCUCAAGUCCAACCCAACCAUCCCGCACCCACCUCCUUCUGAAACUACACCUGCCAUCGCGAUGUCCGACGAUACGGCCCCAGCUCAUGAAACAUCCGGGUCGACUCGCACGGCGGACGCCGCAGAUAUGCAGACCGCUAAAGACUGGUUCAAGUCGGUCUUCAAACUUCAACAUGCGUUCAUCGUCGAAACACAGGCCGAACGUCGACAAGCUGCAGAGGAUCGCCGACAAGCUCUGGAGGAUCGCCGCGCGGACCGACAGAUCCUUAUUUCUGCUCAUCAAGCCAGCGCCGCCCGCAUUAGCCGAUUAGAGGAACUACUUCUGGCGAUGAAUAUCAAGAACGAGGUCGAAGCUCGACCGGCACAGACAACUCCGGGCAAGAUCGACCUCCAGAAGUUCCGCACUUCGGAUGGGCCAACGUAUCGCGGGCCAUUUCAAGAGACCGAGUCGUUUCUUCGCUGGAUCCAUGGGGUCCAGAUUUUUUUCGAGACGAAGGACGUGACCAAUGCAGCGGACAAGAUCAAGAUACUUGGUAACCUCAUCGCCGAAACUAACCUACAGUCUUUCUAUGCCAACGAAGCGGCCGACUUUCUCACCAAGUCCUGGGAAGAAUUCAAAGCGCGACUGUUCGACUUCGCACUCCCCACAAAUUGGCGCUCCGGAUUACAACGACAGAUUCGCCAGCUUGAUAUGUCGCCAACGGAAACAUUCCUUGAGUAUAGCACGAGAGCACGUACACUACAGAGUCUGUUCAACUUCGAUGCCGGCAAAUCCUCGAAGCUUGGGGACCUACAACUCACCCAGUUUGUAGUUUACGGAUUGCCAGAUUCUCUUCAAGAUCGGAUCAACGAGCGCCAACUCCUCGAAGUGAUCCCGUUCAGUUACGGCCCAUUUGAGAAACAGGCCAAUACUUCCUUCAUGGCACUACAACGACCGGCCGUCCCCCCUGCUCCGACUAGAUCAACCCCGAGCGCACCAUCAAACCUUGCCCGCGACGAGUUUGUCUGGCGAGUACACUCGUAUCUGGAUUCGCUGGGUUUGUGCCACUUCUGUAAGAAGCACUGUGGCAACGCGGCUGGCGCCUGUCCUGGACCAAUCGACCGAUCCCGUAUCGACAUCCCAUCGGGUUUCGCAACCCCAGAGAAACCGGCCAACUAUGUUGCCCCACGCGCCUGGAGUAGGCCGACUGCUACGCCAGGAAAGCCCACGCAACCUCUGGCAGGACGUCCCUCAACUCGCGCUGCGAGCGUCGCGGGUGUUACGGAUACUACACCCCUUGAGGCUCAGGUUUCCGCGCUAACACUUGACGCAGCGAUACGUGAAGAUAAUCGUUGGGACACUUACUUCGACGAUGAGGGCUGCUUCCCUAGUCUAGAACCGGCCGCCGUAGCGGCGCUUGAGGAUCUCGACAGUCAACUCCUCGCGAACGAGAUUGCGAAGGCCGAACAAGCUGAUCUAGCGGAUGCUAUUGCCGGUCACCCGGGACGCGCUUGACUCAAAAUUCCGCCUCCU
Molecule: messenger RNA, 1614 nt
Organism: Puccinia graminis f. sp. tritici CRL 75-36-700-3
Lineage: Eukaryota; Fungi; Basidiomycota; Pucciniomycetes; Pucciniales; Pucciniaceae
Exons: 1
Coding region: 1-1596 (531 amino acids)
Source: RefSeq, a predicted model, not a curated record